Molecule: messenger RNA, 8543 nt
Organism: Mastomys coucha (southern multimammate mouse)
Lineage: Eukaryota; Metazoa; Chordata; Mammalia; Rodentia; Muridae
Gene: Kcnk10
Product: potassium two pore domain channel subfamily K member 10
Exons: 8
Coding region: 1712-3166 (484 amino acids)
Biological process (GO): stabilization of membrane potential; potassium ion transmembrane transport
Cellular component (GO): membrane
Molecular function (GO): potassium ion leak channel activity
Source: RefSeq, a predicted model, not a curated record
UUGCAGUGUUUUUCCUUUGACUAUGAUGGGACCCCCUCCCUGCUUGUCCUGUCCCUGUGGCCUCAGCUCAGAAGUCCUCCCCUGAGCCUGAAUUAAUGAGAGACUAUGACACAUUGAUUCCUUUCUCUGGCAGGGUGAGAACACAGCUUCCAUAGGAGCAUGAAUGCAGGCUUAUCAGGCAAUAAGUUCUGCAUUCAGCCCCAGUUAUAAAGACGGUCAGAAGAGACAACCGCAGGGGGCUGGACUUUAGGAGCUCUCUAAGUCCUUGUCUCACAGUUCCACUCUUACACACACCACUGUUUCCCAUGGCUGUCAGGAUGCCUUUGCUUCUUAUGCACCAGUAGUUGCUAUUCAUCCAUCUGGUAAUUCUGAACACUACUGAGUGAGCGUAAACAGAAAUGGGGCUGGGUACUGAACAUAGACACAUGCAAAAGUCCCAAGUCUGAGGACCCAGAGAAGUCACAGUCUGGCCAUUGAGACAAGUGCCUCAUUGAGUAAUUAUGAUGCACUGCAAGAAAUUCAUUGCUAGAGAUGUGGAUUAAAACCAGGUAUCCAGGACACGUCUGCUUUCUGUCCAACCUGAGGUAAAGGGCUUCCUCUGUCAUAUGUUCCUCCUGUUGUGCCUGAAUGCAUGAAGACAAGCAAGCAUGAAUUGAACCUUCUGAGACAAUAAGCAGAAAAAAAUUCUUCGGUGUUAUGGGUUAUAUCUACCAUGUUCCCUGUAGGUCCAUGUUUUGAGCCCCUUAUCCCCAGUGGGUAGUACUAUUUUGGAAGCUGUAGAGUUUGAGGAUGUGGGCAUGGCUGGUGAAAGUAUGUAAGGAGGGGGUGGGCUUUUGAAGGUUAUAGCCUGGUUCUUACUCAAGUUCUGUUUUGUUUCCUGGCCUACUGUGGUGUGAGGAACUUCUGGCACAAGCUUUCUUCUCCAUGUGUUUUCCUCCACAAUGGGCUUGAGUCACUGAAAUAAUGAGACCCCCCUUUCUCCUGUGAGUUCUUUCUGGCAGGUAUUUUGAUCACAGUGAUUCAAAAGUAACCACCUUACCCCUCAUGCUGUUUCUAACAGCUGUUUAGCCACAGAUCUCAGAAGAAGUAAUGAAUUUUGCAGGUUUCUCAUGAAAAUAACCCCACUUCUGGUUAUGGUUGGUAUACUACUAUAGCUACCAGCUCAGUAUGACCCAACACACACACACACACACACACACACACACACACACACACACACACACACUCACCAGUGUCCAAUCCUCUCUCUCACCCCUUCAGCACUCUGAGUUCUUACUUGUCACAAAGUGAGUUUUACUAUGUAGCCUAGGCUCACAUUGAACUUUCCACCCUCCUCUUUCAGCCUCUGGCAUUACAGGUAUGGACUACCACACAUCUGACUACUGACAGACUUCUAACUGGCACGUUUUGUCCCCCUCCGGCUGGAAUCGUCUUUAUUGCUCCCAUACAAGGCACCAGCUUUGAUGGUGGAAUGAGGAGAGAGGAUGGAUACAGGACCUCAGGAUACCUAACUUGUCACUAAGGAAAACAGCUCUCAAGGGAUAUAAUCCCAAAACAUCUUCCUUGAGUCCUAAUUCUGGCAAAUAAGCCACAAAAAUGUGUGGCCGUGCCUGCAGCAGCCCCACCAGUGUGCCAGCCCAAGAGUGCCACUAACGGGCACCAUCCUGUUCCUCGACUCUCCAUUUCCUCCCGAGCCACGGUGGUAGCCAGGAUGGAAGGCGCCUCCCAGGGAGGCCUGCAAACAGUUAUGAAGUGGAAAACAGUGGUUGCCAUCUUUGUGGUGGUCGUGGUCUACCUCGUCACUGGUGGCCUUGUCUUCCGGGCAUUGGAACAGCCCUUUGAGAGCAGUCAGAAGAACACAAUCGCCUUGGAGAAGGCAGAAUUCUUGAGAGAUCACAUCUGUGUGAGCCCCCAGGAAUUAGAGACACUGAUCCAGCAUGCACUCGAUGCUGAUAAUGCGGGAGUCAGCCCUGUAGGAAACUCGUCCAACAGCAGUAGUCACUGGGACCUUGGAAGUGCCUUCUUCUUUGCUGGGACAGUCAUCACGACCAUAGGGUAUGGGAAUAUUGCUCCGAGUACUGAAGGAGGCAAAAUCUUUUGUAUUUUAUAUGCCAUCUUUGGGAUCCCGCUUUUUGGUUUCUUAUUGGCCGGAAUUGGAGACCAACUUGGAACCAUCUUUGGCAAAAGCAUUGCAAGAGUGGAAAAGGUUUUUCGAAAAAAGCAAGUGAGUCAGACCAAGAUCCGGGUCAUCUCAACUAUUCUCUUCAUCUUGGCUGGCUGCAUCGUGUUUGUGACAAUCCCUGCUGUCAUCUUUAAAUACAUCGAGGGGUGGACCGCCUUGGAGUCUAUCUACUUUGUGGUAGUCACUCUAACCACGGUGGGCUUUGGUGAUUUUGUGGCAGGAGGAAAUGCUGGCAUCAAUUACCGAGAGUGGUAUAAGCCGCUGGUGUGGUUUUGGAUCCUUGUUGGCCUUGCCUACUUUGCAGCUGUCCUCAGUAUGAUCGGAGACUGGCUGCGAGUUUUAUCCAAAAAGACAAAAGAAGAGGUUGGUGAAAUCAAAGCCCAUGCAGCUGAGUGGAAGGCUAAUGUCACUGCUGAGUUCCGGGAGACGAGAAGGCGGCUCAGUGUUGAGAUCCAUGACAAGCUGCAACGGGCAGCUACCAUCCGAAGUAUGGAGCGCCGGAGGCUGGGCUUGGACCAGAGGGCACAUUCACUGGACAUGCUAUCCCCUGAGAAGCGUUCUGUCUUUGCAGCCCUGGACACAGGCCGGUUCAAGGCCUCAUCCCAGGAGAGUAUCAACAAUAGACCCAACAACCUGCGCCUUAAGGGGCCAGAACAGCUCAACAAACAUGGGCAGGGCGCUUCUGAGGACAACAUCAUCAACAAGUUUGGGUCCACCUCCAAACUCACAAAGAGGAAAAACAAAGAUCUCAAAAAGACCUUACCCGAGGAUGUUCAGAAAAUCUACAAAACCUUCCGGAAUUACUCUCUGGAUGAAGAGAAGAAAGAGGACGAGACAGAAAAGAUGUGUAACUCAGACAACUCCAGCACAGCCAUGCUGACAGAGUGUAUACAGCAACAAGCUGAGAUGGAGAACGGAAUGGUUCCCAUGGACACCAAAGACCAGGGGCUGGAGAACAAUUCUUUACUUGAAGACAGAAACUAAACGUUAAAGACACUGGAGUUGGACUACGUGUUGUCUUGUUUUUGUUGUUGUUUUGGUUUGUUCUUUUAUCUUGUUUUUGUUUUAAUAUUCACACUGAGACAUGUGCCUUAAAUAGACUUCUUGUUAGUCCAAAAUUACAUAGCAUUGAAGAAGAUAUUUCACUGUGCCAUACACAACAGAAAGCUUGCUCUGCCAAAAUGAAUCAAACAAGAGCUUCGUUUCAGAUAGUGGCGGCAGAACAUAUGGGAGCCUUUGCACAGGUAGCAGGUGUCCGCUGUCCCUGUGAGGGGGGUUCCAGUGGCAAUGCUAUAGUCUUCACCCAGUGCCGCUCUGUCAUGGCACACAGGCAAGGGCAGCUUUCCCUUGGACCAGCCUCUGAGAGGACAGGUUUAUCUUUUGAAUUGAGUCACCUUUCCCCAACCAGCCCUUAGUGAUAGGUGGUGCACAGAAGGGGCAGUUGUUUGUGAGGGACCUGGUGAGUCCAGCAAGGGUUUGAGGGGACAUUUUGACAGGCCACAGUACAGAAUACCUACUCCAAAAUGAAUGUCCCUGGGACCCGAGAGUACCUGAAAUUUGUUGGAAAACUGAUCAGAGCACACACGUUUUAUAAGGUGCAAUUGCUUUCUCAUAAAAAACAAAAACAAAAACAAAUCACAGACACAUCCCACUGUGGAUAUCUCCUUAACCAAUGACAGAGGUCCACUGAACUUUAUCCUUCUCAUGGGAUAGGUAGUGUAGGCGGGCUUGCAAGCAUUGGUGAAUAUACCGCCUCAACUGCUGCCUUGUUGAAAGGCAGAUCAUGCAUUUUUCUUCAGUGGGUGUGAAGGUUAAAAAAAAUAAAUAAACUGAUUUUGGAACAUUCAUACUCACUUUUCUAUGGGAACUUUACUGAUAACUUGUUUUGAUAGGAGGGAGGAAAUACCAAAAUUAUUGCCUUUGCAUGAUGCCAGUGGCUUGCUGUUCUGUUUAGCUGAUCCUAUUUUUUUUUUAAUAAAAGAUAAAAAUAGACAUCUUGCAUUUGUGAGACACACCAAGAAGGACCAUGGCAUCUUUCCAUCUCAGGGCUUCCUGUCCUUUUGGGUGUCUUAGAGUAGACUUAGCUAUGAGACCCCAUUGCUAUUUCUGUACAAAAGGAAAAGGAAUCUCUCGCCAAACCCUUGUAAGAUUGAAAUGGUUUAAGUUGAUUGCAGCUUAAGUGCCAUUAAUGCAUUUAAAACAAUACUGAAAAGGAAUAUUUAAAAGAUUUCAUUUUGUUCUUGUGUUUCAUGAUGCCUUUAUCAAGUUCAUUGUAUGACUAUGUUUCGUUAUGCCUUUAUUAUGGGCUCAUACCCUUCUUACCUACUCACCCCACUCCUCUUAUGCACUAAAAUGGUAACUCCCUCAUCAUUGUUUCUAGGCGAGCAAUGAUUAACACGUGAUUGCUAUGAUUGUUUAACCUUUUACAAUGAUCAGUGAAGGACCAUUGUAGAAAAGAAUGAGUUAUAGGGUUUGAGAGGCUGAUUUAAUUGAUUUUUUUUUAUCAGAAAGGAGAAAUUCAUAGUAGGCCUUAUCUCACCUGUACAUAUGUCAGCUUUAAUCAGAUUUGGCUGCAUGUUGGUUCAGCUAGGGCCCCCUACCGUUAAACAUUUGAGUUCUAUAUCAUAAGGAAACUGCUGGCUAUGGGUCUUCAAGACUUAAUACCAACUUAGGGGAUUUUCAUGGAGGUUUCCUAUAACUAAUUAACAAAGCAUAUUUAACAAGAGAUCACAGCACAAGUGGAAACUUCCAGAAACCAUCUAUCAUUUUCUAAGACAGGGGAAAAUUAUGUCCACUGCCUCGCUGGUACCAUGGAAGACUCAUGUCCCCUGCCUAUUUCCCUGAAAUGUGUGUUUCCAGCCAUCCCCUUCUUGGAGCACAGAAGCCCCUGUUUUCCCAGAUCUCAGGGAAACCUUCAGGAUCUUGUUAAAUAUUUGAGAAGUCAAAUAGGAAUCACUAUGGUGAAGCCUUUUCUGUCAAGGGUUUGUCUGGGGUCAGUCCUUCAUCAAAGCAGAACACAGGCUCAUUGGUGUUCCACAUAGUGCUAUAGACUUGGAGAACAUGAUGUGUAUGCAGGCGUGGAUGCUGGGUUUUUAUUAUGUGAAGGGUCCAGCCUGGCUCAUUGUGUUUUAAGGAACAGGUAGAUAAGUGGGACUUCACUAUUCUGACACGCUUCCUGAUGAAACGGCACAUGGAUCUCACCUGUUUUCCGUUGUUUGCUACCUGGGUACAUCUUUACGGUUGUGUUAAAACUGCAGGCACUAGAUCUAGAUCUGGUAAAGAAGCAUCCCUGCUAUUUGUUCUGUGCCGUUUGUGGACUUGGCGCUGGAUUGGGCAUUUUACAGCACUCUUGAAACCUCACCCUGUCAAGUGGGAAGUAUUUACAAACUCUUUGUAGAGAAAAGGGCGCAGACACUCAGGGAGACUAAGCAACUUAACCAGUAGUGCACAGCAAGAAUGCAGUGAGAGUCUGCUUUCAGUUUUACUACAAUGUCCACACCGUGCAACCCUUGUGACUGAGAGUGUGUGUGGGCAUGUGUGUGAUUAUAUGUGUGCAUACAUCUUACAAGCUUCAUGAGCACAACUGACAAGAGGUAAGGGCAAGAUAGGUUUUCUUUUUUUUUAACCCCUAAGAGGGAAUAAAAUCUGGGGGGAUAAAGCUGGCCUAAAAGGUUGCCCCUGAAGCUCUCUACUGCAUGCUUGUGGCUUGGGGAUGCUGUGGACAGCAACUUCUCUGUAUUGCUAGAAAUGCCCCUCCAAAGCACUCCUUUGCACUUUACUCGAUCUUCUUGCAGGAACUCUUCAUACAGCAGAAGCUAGACAGCUCAGCAGUCUUAAACACAUAAUCAACCAAAUGGAACAAGUAUAUGAAUUAGUGUGUGCACAGAUGUAUUUGUGAGAAUCAGAGCACAAUAAUGCUGAGACUCAACCAUAACCUUGGAUGGGGAGUGUGUAACCCAUUCCCUGAGUAUUGGAUAAAAGUUCUGAAUGACGUCAAAGAAGACCCUCAAUGAAAAUUGUGUAUGUAGACAAAGUGUUCCAAAAACUAUGAAGUAGUCUCCAAGGGAGGGGCUGAUGGGAGCAUGUGAGAUUUCACACUUCAUGGAUACGUGCUCACUAAGCCUGAAGGUGUUGGUUGUCUGGAAGUUACUCGAAUGUUACUCCUAUAAGUAGGGGAGCAAACAGUAUACAGAACAUGUAUAACAAGACAGCUGCUACAUGUUACACACAAACAUCAGCCCAGCCUACCCUUUCACCUCAGUAACCCCUGCCUCUCUUAAGCCCAUAAUAAAUGUAUAGAUGUUAGACAUGGAAAGAGCACAUGUUUGGUAUCUUAGGUGGGCAGUUUUGUGCUUCGUCUGGCAGCUGAGUACAGAAUUGUUUUCUUGUCUGGAGGUUUACUAGUGAGAGACAAGGGAUAGUUGGGAGAGGCUACUAUAUAUAAUAUAUAUUAUAUAUAAUUCUAUUACAUAUUAUAUUAUAAUAUAUAUAUAUAUAUAAUAUUCCCAGACCUAAUCAGUAGUGAUUCAUUCUAGCAAUUUUCAGCUUGGCUAUAAGGCUGUGCAGUGUGUAUGUGUGUGGCAUGUGUGGUUAUGAAAGGAGUCCCUGGCCUAUAAUUCAGGUAUCUGGGGCCACUACAGCUUGUGCUCUUCCACCCCACAGCCUGUGCUCACAGGCACAGUUUUCCCUGUACCUCAUCUGCAUACCAAGGGAAUGGAACACAGACUAUUACCAAAACCCUUUUCCAAUUGUACAGUUCUUUGAGGAGACAUUCCUUAGUCUGUGAGUUAAUCAGAAGAUUAUUAAGUUGGAUUUCUGCAUAUUGAUUAAUGGCCUCAUUCCCACCCUCAGUGUUUGUUUUCUGCAUGGUUGAUGGAGAUCAGAUGUAUUUGAGAGACUGACGUCCAAAUUAGGAACACACUAUAUAUAUAUAUAGUGUCUAACCACCACUGUCCUAGCUCUUAGCAUGCUGUUGCUCUGCACAGCACACGAUGCAGGGGGCUUCUUUCGUUUGGUGGGGUGGGGGUGGGGUCAUCAGGGCAAUGGUGUUAAAGCUAGUCAAAGAAUUAUAAGCCAUUGCUAUCUGCACUCAGUACUAAACGUUCCCUUGACCGCAUUAGGAAUUCAUGUCCUUCCCCCUCCCUCCUCCUGGUACUCAAAGGCACCCAUGUGCAGGACAUGACUUCUCUGGUUCCAUGGGGACAGCUUCAUGUGGGAAGUUCUAGAUGUGCUAAGCAUUAGCAAAGUAUCCUUGUGCAGUUCUGAGGCAUUGUUUCCUGGGGAGUCAAAGCUGCUCUUUCUGUGCUUGGUCUGGGACCAGGGUUCUGCUUGAAGCACUUGUGGCUCACUGGCCUGGGGAAUGAUGUUAGCCAUCCAGUGUGCAGAGUGAUAUCAGCAUCAAAGACACUGCAAGGAAAAGAAGCAAAACAAGCUCAAAGAGCCCGAAUAAAACGAGCCCCACUGUCUUCUGCCCUUUGGCAUUCUGCAUUUUGCCAAGGCUCAUGUCUGGGGGUCUUUCUCACUGUUAGGAUACAGCUGUAUGCAAAGACAAGAGGCUGAGGGUGGGCAUGGAGAACCUCUGCUGAUGUUAAUAAUGGCCUUAAAAACACACACAACUGAGCUCUAAAACAAAGGCCACUUUCACUUGGCAUUUCGAGUGCUGUUGAGUCUGCAUACAGACUAGCAGCUACAGGGCUCUGAGAAAGUCCUGUGCUCUGUCCUGGUGUGGUAGCCAUGUUACACCACACUGUGACCCCUUCCCUGCUCCAUGUGCUUCUUGGUCCUUCCAUGUCGGCAGAUCACAUGACACCAGCUUAGUGGUAUAGAGAAGUGAGAGGUGUCUCUGACUUACUGGGUGUAGUUAUUUUCACAGGUAAGGGAGAUUGGGGACCCCCUUAUGUUCUUUGUCCUUAAGUUCUUUGUUCUCUUUCCCGUGCAUUACAAAAGAAACCCUUCUGAGAAACUUCCAGUCCAGCAUCUCAGUAGACUUGUGCCAUAGAUGCUGCUUCAUGGUCUGUCCCAUGUGUGGGACCCUAGCUGGAAGAUAUCUAGAUGGGCUAUGCAAACUACCCUGAAUGGUAACCUCCAUUUCCUUUCUGUCCCAGAGCUGCAGGCAAGGGACCCCGUGAUGACCAACCAUAGACCCAUUCGUGGAGAUGUUCUAUUUUUUUUUGUAGGGUUUCAUGGUGCUUUUUUAAAGGCAUUUUACAGUUAGUGUGUUGGGGGGCACUUCAUAUUGUUCUUAGAAAGAGAAGUGGGGACUUGCUUGUAACAUUGCUGUGCUGCUAUUGCCCUAAUUUGAAGAUGUAAUUUUUUUUCAGUGAUGGAGAACAUUGCAACAAAGACCGACUGGAAGAUCCAA